GCUAUGGAGAGCGAUGGACAUCGCGAAGCGGCGGCUGCCGCGACUCUCGAGGCGCUCGAGGCCAUGCCAACAUUCCCAUCGCAGGAGGUUCGUGCCCUGGUCAUGGCAAUGGAGUGCCCCCACUACCUGGAGGUGGCCCACAGUCUGCAGAGGAAUUGGUCGCGAUUCGUGCCCAUGUGGAUGCAGUACAAGCAGAUCAACCGCGUGGAAAAUCGCGCUGAUGACCAAGACAAGCGGUUGGACCGCAUCGAGAACCAGAUCGCUCAGCUUCGGCAGGAGCUGCAAGUGGUCCAGAGUGAAGAGCCGCAACCGCCUCUCCGCCCAAUCUCGGGCUCCAGCUUCAACAGGGAGAUCGACCGCUCAGUGGUGGUCAUCCGCUCCCCGAAGCUGGUCACGAAGUCGAACAUGCAGAACGCCCUGGCGGACUGGCUGCGAGACUGCAACAUUAACGAACAAGAGUACACCUUCGACGAGCAAGAGCCUGCUGGCAUCAUAUUCACGAUGCGCUUCGCUGGUGCCAAGAACUACGCCGAGCGGAAGGUCAACCAAGUCCUGGGCGCCCUCAAGACGCCCUCCCCUGGCAAUGCUCCUCCAAUUUGGAGGUCCUUCCGAGCGGAAUCGAUCGCCGACGGCACAGUCAACCUGUUCGUCGGUCCUGACAAGAACACGGAGAUGGCGCGCCGCGAGCUGGGCUGCAAGAAGAUCAAAGGCGUGCUGGUCCGCGAGUUCCCGCAGAAGCGCUUCUUCCUGGAAAGGCACGAGGGCGAGAUACUACUGGGCCGGAAGCCGAUAUGCAAGGCCGUCCCUGUGGAGGGUCAAGAUAUGCCGAAUUUGUUGCGGGCGAAGGAGAGCAUGCGGGCUGAGGGUAUGGAUGCGCAGCGCAUCCAGCAGCUUGCCGCCGAUGCCUUCGGCCCCGUCACG
Messenger RNA from Prorocentrum cordatum, 921 nucleotides. Lineage: Eukaryota; Dinophyceae; Prorocentrales; Prorocentraceae. The record is from the annotation of a GenBank genome assembly.